Messenger RNA from Silurus meridionalis, 989 nucleotides. RefSeq names its product P2Y purinoceptor 11-like. The record is from RefSeq and is a predicted model, not a curated record. The transcript has a single exon. Gene Ontology annotation, biological process: G protein-coupled receptor signaling pathway; calcium-mediated signaling; cellular response to ATP. Gene Ontology annotation, molecular function: G protein-coupled ATP receptor activity; neurotransmitter receptor activity. Lineage: Eukaryota; Metazoa; Chordata; Actinopteri; Siluriformes; Siluridae. Gene Ontology annotation, cellular component: plasma membrane. Bases 1 to 942 code for a protein of 313 amino acids.
AUGAAUAACAGCAGCAGCAUCUGUAACGGUGCAUUUCAGACAGCCCUGUUAUCUCCUGUCUACAGUGUGGAGAUGUGUGUGGCACUGCUGGGAAACAUAAUGGCACUGUGGCUUCUUGUGACUAAGGAGAGGAGGAACUGGCACAUGGGGGUGGUGUUCUCCUGCAACCUGGUCAUCAGUGACAUCUUUUACGCCCUCAGUCUUCCACUUCAGAUCGACUACUAUUCAAGAGGACGGAUUUGGAAAUUUGGUAAUUUUGUCUGCAAAAUAGAGAACUUUCUCUUUCGCUGUAACCUCUAUGCCAGCAUUUACUUCAUCAUGUGCAUUAGUGUUCAUCGAUACCUGUCUAUCGUUCAUCCCUUCUUCACACGCAACCACAUUUUCCCAAAACAUGCCAAGAUCAUCAGCGUGUUUGUCUGGAUCUUUGUGACAAGCAUUUCAUCUCCAAUACUCUUCUAUUCAAUUGUCAAGGAUGACAAAUGUUACUUUUUUUCAAAUCAACACAAUAAAUUGAUAUUGUAUAUCUACAUGAUGUUUAUGGCUGUUAUAGGCUGCUUUGUCCCAUUUGUUGUUACUUUUGCAUCCUAUGUUGGUGUAAUAAGUGCUGUUUUUAAAAAUGCAAAAAUUACCACAUUGCAGAAGAGAAAAGUGGCUCUAAUUGUGGGUUCUGGCUGCGUGCUGUAUGCUGUGUUCUUUGUCCCCUAUCACAUUCUACAGAUAUGGAUAGCUAGCUUGCCAAAAGGAGAUACGUCUAAAUGUAACAAGUUUUUUGCUUACCAAGUGUCAAAGACAUUAGCUUAUCUGAACAUGUGCCUCCAUCCCAUCCUGUAUAUGGCAGUGUUUGACAGUAUCAGGGCAAUGUGCUGUAAAAAGGUAUCACAAUCCCAGGUGGAGAACUCAAAUCAAACAACAAAUACCAUUGCACUGAUAUCCAGAGACUGAAUUUAUAUAUAUAAUUCCAUUGAUAAAGCCAGUAAUGUGAUGCUCUC